UCAUAUUAUAAGGCGUGUAUGUUUAAAGUCAGGCUUGGGAAUCGGAUUUUACGCCUUUGGUGUGUUUCCGAGGAGCGAAUCCCAAGCUAUAGAGCACAGUUACAGUGCUAGAUCUUCUUGGAACUGAAGAGCACAGAUACACUCAGUCCGAGUUCAUUGUGCGUUUUCUUUAUCAUCAGUGACCAGCCCUGUGCAGGAGAAAACACUGUGCACCAUUAACCUUCACCAGCCUUGUGUGACGGUGGAGAGAGGGACACACAGAGAACUAGAGGACGCCCAUCCCUCACUCAUGGUUUUUUAACUCUGUUCUGCUGCUACUUUGAAGACAUGGAAAAUUCAUCUCCCCGUGGGUUUAUCUUGUGCGCUUGUGGCAAGCACAGGUACGCUUCUACUGAUUCUCAUGGCAGCUGCAUGCACUGCUUGGGCUUGGAACAUGCCAAGUCAUCUGUGUCAGAACGUGGCAAGUGCCCUCACUGUGCCAAGUUUCAACGGCGUGCAUGCCACAAGCGCCUGUCUAAGGUUCGAAAGUUCCUAAACCAGAUGACUAGUGAUAAGAAGACUAUUCCUCCUAAACCUGACCCUUUAAAGCCUGUGGUGAGUACAUCGGCCGAGGUCACUUUACCAGCAGUGAUGAAGAAAAGCCCACAGACAGAUGCACCCAGUCAGCCCUCCAUGGUGCUGUUCUCUGCUCUAUCCACCGCCACAUCCACACUGACGCCACAGUCAUCCACACUCCCCAUGGUGUUCACAAUUCGUUCACCUGCUUCCACGUCUUCCAUGCAACACGUGGCACCAGCCCACGAACCAAAAAGGGAGAAUAAUACAGGGACAGAACGGCGCUCCAGUAAUUCAGAGCGGCGCUCCAGUAAUUCUGGCUCUAAAAGCCAUUCGCACAGAGGCUCCCACAAGAGGAGGCACUCGUCAGAACGUCGAUCUAGACACUUCAGGCAGUCCCAGCAUGCCAGGCGGUCUCAUGGACUUACUCGUGCCCGCUCUAACUCCCCCCCCUCCCCUUACUCUUCUUAUUCCAGCUCGUCAGACUGCUUCUCCCCUAAGAAAGAGAUCAGCUCCCGGCUGUUGGCCCGGUUCUCUGACAUGCUAAAGAAGCAGCGAUCGCAGCUGCUGGAUGUCAUGCACUUGCAGCUGCAAGCACUACAGCAGUCCAUGCAGGCCCAGCGGGACUCUAUGGAACAACGAGUCGAAGCACUUGAGAAAAAGCAAAAAAAGUUCUUGUCUGCACCUUCUGUGAUGCAAACGCAAUCCUUGGGCUCAACCCAGGGUACAGAUUUUGCACAUGACGAUACCUUCAGACCAGAAGCUGAGCCGACGUGCAAGGAUUGGUCAGGAUCCACUGCAUCAAUGGAUUCUGACACAAUUACUGUGAAAAUUGAGGAGGAUCCAAUUUCAAUUGUGGCUGGCUAUAGUAUGGAGGAAGGGGGGGACGAUGAAGAUAAUGGUGAUAGUGAAGAUGCUUCCCUGCUCCCGGAUGUUACCCCUUCCAUGCAAGAACUUCUUUUGGCAGAUGACUUGCAAAGCCUGAUCUGUCGCGCAGCUGAAUACCUGGGAAUUGAUUUCCCGGCAGUACCAGGAAGAUUGAUAGCACCAGAUCCAACCAUGGUACCGGAGUUCGAAAACCUAGUACAGAGCACAUGGUCAAACCCAGCUUCAUCCAGACCCUUCAAGGAGGUCCAUUCUAAGAUGUACAGCUUGCAUGAAUGCCAGGCUCCUGCCUAUGACAGAAUGCCUCAGGUGAGUGGGCUCAUGUCAGCAAUCUUUCAGGCUGUGAAGCCAGCAGAUAGUAAAGAGGCUCCUGCCCCUACAAAGCAGUGGCGGUUCACAGAGGCGCUUGCAGAACGAGUUUACCAAACUGCUGGUAUGUUGGCCAGGACUGCAAACUAUCUCCGGUACCUGUCAGAUUAUCAGACACGCCUGCUUGAUGAGAUCACUGGCGAAGCACCUGCGCCACGCUUGCAGGCAGUCCUGAACGAACUGAAACUUAUUGCCCAGUUCAGCCUCCAACUGUCCUCUCAUCAGGCUGAGCUCUCUGGUAGGGCAAUGGCAUGUUCAGUAGCCAUCCGUCGACAAGUUUGGAUGGCUAACGCCAAGUAUACUGAUGCUCUGAAGGCAACUGUCGCAGACUUGCCCUUUGUAGUUGGCCACACGUUUGGGCCUCAUGUAGAUGCAGCUUUUAACGACCUGGUUUGCAAGCAGGCAUUGUAAUUAAAUCAUUAAUAGAUUUAGAUGCAUGUACAGUAUUUCCCUGUUAAGGAAGUUCCAAAUGUUACUACUGAGAUGAGCCUUGUGCCUGAUUCUGUUUAUAUAUACAAACAGUCACUAUUUGCCUGGUUUUCUUAAACCCAGGAAUUUCUCCAAUCCUGUGAUAUCUACUCAUGGUAGUGCAUCUAUAUUGACGCUGACCAGAAAAUGUGAAAAUCAGAUUGUGUGGUCAGGUGAAAUCAGUUUCAGAAUGAAUGUGUCUUAACAUAAUAAUCUUUUGGCAUCUCUACUGUAUAAAGUAUGUGCUGUAUGUGUAACUGUUAGGGGUGUGCCACUAGUUUCAAAGUAAUUGUCUUUAAGAAAAUUGAAGUUGUUAGGUUAAAGUAAAUUGAAUAAAACAGUGCAACCUUUGUCUUAUCUUUUAUCCUUUUGAUAUGAUUUUUUUUUUUUUUUCACUUUCCUUAGUUUGCUUAGAAAUUAGUCAUCUCUGCAAUGAAUUGUGGGGUUGUAGUCCUGGUCAAGGUGUUAGUUCUGUUAAAACUCGACAAAGAAAUACAUGUCCCAGUUUACACAGCAGUAGCAUUUAUGUGACAAAUCGGCUGCAUUUUCUAGUUUUGCCACGUAUUUUUAGUUUAUGGCCUACAGUACAGCUGUAAAAAUGUCAGGGUCCCGGAAGAGAUGGAAAUUUAGCUUGCAGUUGGAAUUUACAUUGAUCGGCACCCUGUUGUAAAGGGGAGGGCAGGGCAGCUAUUCUUGCUUUGAAAUCGUCACAUUAAUAAAUAGGUGUGUUUUGAUUGCUGACCAAAUACUUCUUAAAGGCAGUUACUCUGAAAAUACAAGUGUUGGCACACUCUACUAACUGUACAGCUGUGGUGCCUAACGUUCCCAAUUCCUUGGUAUUUAGGGAUUUCCCCACUGACCAGAGCCAGCAUGGGAAAGACAUGCUGUAAAACCAAUGUCAGUAUUUAAGUAUUAUUAAGAGAGUUUCUGCACCACGUAGUGCGAGACAAGAUUAUCUCUGGAACUGAUUUACAUUGUCUGAGGCAAUGCAUAAUCUACAAAAUCUGUAUUCUACAUCUUUAUAAAUUACAUCUGCUAGAUGUAAUAGCAUACUGUACAGGCAAGAUAACGCAGUAUUGACCUGGUAUAUUUGUGUUAUGUGGUUUGGAAACUCUCUAAUGUUAAAAGGCCUCAUUUUAGCAGUGUUUGCAUUAUUCUGACUUGCUAAAUGUUUUAGAAUCCUCAUAAUAGAUUAUUACAUUGCAACAAGGACAGGUUGUGUAUCGAAAUAGAUCCCAUUGUCUAAAGUCUUUCAAUGACCACCUCCACAUAAAUUCACAUAUAAUGUAUUUGCAUACUACUGUGCAGAGCAUUUGUGAGCAGUAACAAAUAAAGAAGUGUUUCAGAGAACAUUUUGGAGCACAUGGUAAUACAGGUAACUGCUUGUUAGUCUAUUAAAAAAUGUCUUUUGUUAGUGUUUA
Molecule: messenger RNA, 3698 nt
Organism: Polyodon spathula (Mississippi paddlefish)
Lineage: Eukaryota; Metazoa; Chordata; Actinopteri; Acipenseriformes; Polyodontidae
Exons: 3
Coding region: 328-2220 (630 amino acids)
Source: RefSeq, a predicted model, not a curated record